Molecule: messenger RNA, 1029 nt
Organism: Paraphaeosphaeria sporulosa
Lineage: Eukaryota; Fungi; Ascomycota; Dothideomycetes; Pleosporales; Didymosphaeriaceae
Product: HET-domain-containing protein
Exons: 1
Source: RefSeq, a predicted model, not a curated record
AUGAUUCGUUAUUGGUUACAGCAAUGCGUCGACAAUCAUAUAGAGUGUGGCCGGGGAUUGGACAACGUUAAGCCCACGCGGUUACUAGAUCUUGCCGCGCCCCUUGGCGAUCAAGAUAUUCGUUUGGUGCUUACUGAAGACAUCGGAGAGCAACCAUAUGCUACAUUAAGUUACAGGUGGGGUACAGUUUCUGGCGUCAACCUCAUGAAAUCUAAUUACGAAACGUUCCGCACGAGGAUCGUCCUGGGAACACUGCCUCGAUCAGUGCAAGAAGCAGUCAGAGUCUGCAGGGGCUUAUCGGUUCGAUAUCUUUGGGUAGAUGCUUUGUGCAUCAUUCAAGAGAGUGGAGCAGACCUAGCACGAGAGAUAGCCCAGAUGGGAUCUAUCUACGCAGGAUCUCUUGUCACUGUGGCUGCGGCCAAUUCGACCCACCACGAAUCUGGCUUUAUUCGAGAACGAUACCCACUCCGAAGAGAGGAUUGCAUUAUCAGUGGUACGGACCAAGAAAUUAUAUUCUCACACGAGCUCCAAUACGACAACUUGAACAAGCAUUUAAUGACUUUGCAGAAGAGUAAACUCAAUGAAAGAGGCUGGGUAUAUCAGGAACGGAUGUUAUCACCGCGGACGGUACAUUUUACAGCAGAGGAAGUUAUCUGGGAAUGUCGUGAGCUAUGUCAAUGUUACCAGUGUGCUGGAACAUCUUCUGCACGUGUAGGCUCUUCAAGCUCACACGUGAAGAACGCAUUUAUACACUUGCACGGUCUCUCGAAUCCCGCCACACGAGACGAGAAAUUUCCCACUGUCUGGUCGUCCAUCCUAAGCGCAUAUACCAGUACAAUGUUAAGCAAUGCGGAUGAUAGAUUGAGCGCCCUGGCAGGCAUCGCUCAAUUUGCAAUCGAGAAGCUUGAUUACAACGCCUCGUAUGGCCUUUGGUUGCACGGGUUCCUUGAGAACUUGCUCUGGUGGGUUAAACCCCGCCAGACAGCUGAUUUGGCAAGCGAAGUUGAGGCGUUGGAUCAUGUACCAAGC